Molecule: messenger RNA, 3569 nt
Organism: Mirounga angustirostris (Northern elephant seal)
Lineage: Eukaryota; Metazoa; Chordata; Mammalia; Carnivora; Phocidae
Gene: AP2A1
Product: adaptor related protein complex 2 subunit alpha 1
Exons: 25
Coding region: 146-3208 (1020 amino acids)
Biological process (GO): clathrin-dependent endocytosis; intracellular protein transport
Cellular component (GO): AP-2 adaptor complex; membrane coat
Molecular function (GO): clathrin-cargo adaptor activity
Source: RefSeq, a predicted model, not a curated record
CCCGCCCGCCCGCCAACCCGCCCUCCCCCCCGGCCGGCUGGGCUCCUCCGCGCUGCUUGGGGUCCUUUCCUCCCGGUCCCCGCCUGCCAGCCCCCGCCGCGCUGUGCCCUGCCCGGCCAGGCCUGGAGCCGACACCACCGCCAUCAUGCCGGCCGUCUCCAAGGGCGAUGGGAUGCGGGGGCUCGCGGUGUUCAUCUCCGACAUCCGGAACUGUAAGAGCAAAGAGGCAGAGAUUAAGAGAAUCAACAAGGAACUGGCCAAUAUCCGCUCUAAGUUCAAAGGGGACAAAGCCUUGGAUGGCUACAGUAAGAAAAAAUAUGUGUGUAAACUGCUGUUCAUCUUCCUGCUUGGCCACGACAUUGACUUUGGGCACAUGGAGGCCGUGAACCUGCUCAGCUCCAACAAGUACACGGAGAAGCAGAUAGGUUACCUCUUCAUCUCGGUUCUGGUGAACUCAAACUCCGAGCUGAUCCGGCUCAUCAACAAUGCCAUCAAGAACGACCUGGCCAGCCGCAACCCGACCUUCAUGUGCCUGGCCCUUCACUGCAUCGCCAACGUGGGCAGCCGUGAGAUGGGCGAGGCCUUUGCCGCUGACAUCCCACGCAUCCUGGUGGCUGGGGACAGCAUGGACAGCGUGAAACAGAGUGCAGCCCUGUGCCUACUACGGCUGUACAAGGCCUCACCCGACUUAGUGCCCAUGGGCGAGUGGACGGCCCGGGUGGUGCACCUGCUCAACGACCAGCACAUGGGUGUGGUCACGGCGGCUGUCAGUCUCAUCACCUGCCUCUGCAAGAAGAACCCGGACGACUUCAAGACGUGCAUCUCCCUGGCUGUGUCUCGCCUGAGCCGGAUUGUCUCGUCGGCCUCCACCGACCUCCAGGACUACACCUACUACUUCGUCCCGGCGCCCUGGCUGUCGGUGAAACUCCUGCGACUGUUACAGUGCUACCCACCGCCAGAGGAUGCUGCCGUGAAGGGGCGGCUGGUGGAGUGUCUGGAGACCGUGCUCAACAAGGCCCAGGAGCCCCCCAAGUCCAAGAAGGUCCAGCACUCCAACGCCAAGAAUGCCAUCCUCUUCGAGACCAUCAGCCUCAUCAUCCACUACGACAGAGUGGUGCUGGACCCCUCCUGGAAAAAGCAGAAUUCCCGACUCUCUUCAUUUGGGCCCAACGGCCCAGAUGUCUGGGUCGCCAGGAGUGGUCAUGAUGGGAACGGAGGGCAAGAGUUAAGACUCAGUGAGCCCAACCUCCUGGUGCGGGCCUGUAACCAGCUGGGCCAGUUCCUGCAGCACCGGGAGACCAACCUGCGCUACCUGGCCCUGGAGAGUAUGUGCACGCUGGCCAGCUCCGAGUUCUCCCAUGAGGCGGUCAAGACCCACAUCGACACCGUCAUCAAUGCUCUCAAGACGGAGCGGGACGUCAGUGUGCGACAGCGGGCCGCUGACCUCCUCUAUGCCAUGUGUGACCGGAGCAACGCCAAGCAGAUCGUGUCAGAAAUGCUGCGGUACCUGGAGACGGCGGACUAUGCCAUCCGUGAAGAGAUUGUGCUGAAGGUGGCCAUCCUGGCCGAGAAGUACGCAGUAGACUAUAGCUGGUACGUGGACACCAUCCUCAACCUCAUCCGCAUUGCGGGCGACUACGUGAGUGAGGAGGUGUGGUACCGUGUGCUGCAGAUCGUCACCAACCGUGAUGACGUCCAGGGCUACGCUGCCAAGACUGUCUUUGAGGCGCUCCAGGCCCCCGCCUGCCAUGAGAACAUGGUGAAGGUCGGCGGCUACAUCCUCGGGGAGUUUGGGAAUCUGAUUGCUGGGGACCCCCGCUCCAGCCCCCCAGUGCAGUUCUCUCUGCUGCACUCCAAGUUCCACCUCUGCAGCGUGGCCACCCGGGCCCUGCUGCUGUCCACCUACAUCAAGUUCAUCAACCUCUUCCCGGAGACCAAGGCCACCAUCCAGGGCGUGCUGCGGGCUGGCUCCCAGCUGCGCAACGCUGACGUAGAGCUUCAGCAGCGCGCCGUCGAGUACCUCACGCUCAGCUCGGUGGCCAGCACGGAUGUCCUGGCCACGGUGCUGGAGGAGAUGCCGCCCUUCCCAGAGCGGGAGUCGUCCAUCCUGGCCAAGCUGAAACGCAAGAAGGGGCCCGGGGCUGGCAGCGCCCUGGAUGAUGGCCGGAGGGACCCCAGCAGCAAUGACAUCAACGGGGGCGUGGAGCCCACCCCUAGCACUGUGUCGACGCCCUCACCCUCUGCCGACCUCCUGGGGCUGCGGGCAGCCCCUCCUCCAGCCGCACCCCCAGCGACCUCGGGUGCAGGGAACCUCCUGGUGGACGUCUUCUCCGACGGCCCGGCUGCCCAGCCCAGCCUGGGGCCCACCCCCGAGGAGGCCUUCCUCAGCGAGCUGGAGCCGCCUGCCCCUGAGAGCCCCAUGGCUUUGCUGGCUGACCCAGCUCCAGCUGCUGACCCAGGUCCUGAGGACAUCGGGCCGCCCAUCCCAGAAGCCGAUGAGCUGCUGAAUAAGUUCGUGUGCAAGAAUAAUGGGGUCCUGUUUGAGAACCAGCUGUUGCAGAUUGGAGUCAAGUCGGAGUUCCGGCAGAACUUGGGCCGUAUGUAUCUCUUCUAUGGCAACAAGACGUCCGUGCAGUUCCAGAACUUCUCGCCCACUGUCGUCCACCCUGGAGACCUCCAGACUCAGCUGGCAGUGCAGACCAAGCGCGUGGCCGCGCAGGUGGACGGCGGGGCGCAGGUGCAGCAGGUGCUCAACAUCGAGUGUCUGCGGGACUUCCUGACGCCCCCGCUCCUGUCCGUGCGCUUCCGGUACGGGGGCGCCCCCCAGUCCCUCACCCUGAAGCUCCCGGUGACCAUCAACAAGUUCUUCCAGCCCACGGAGAUGGCGGCCCAGGAUUUCUUCCAGCGCUGGAAGCAGCUGAGCCUUCCCCAACAGGAGGCGCAGAAAAUCUUCAAAGCCAACCACCCCAUGGAUGCAGAAGUCACUAAGGCAAAACUCCUGGGGUUUGGCUCUGCUCUCCUGGACAAUGUGGACCCCAACCCUGAGAACUUCGUGGGGGCUGGAAUCAUCCAGACUAAAGCCCUGCAGGUGGGCUGUCUGCUCCGGCUAGAGCCCAAUGCCCAGGCUCAGAUGUACCGGCUGACCCUGCGCACCAGCAAGGAACCUGUCUCCCGUCACCUGUGUGAGCUGCUGGCCCAGCAGUUCUGAGCCCUGGACUCUGCCCCCCGGGGAUGUGGCCGGCGCCGGGCAGCCCCUAGGACUGAGGCAGCUUUGGUGGAUGGGGCAGCGAGGGGACCUCCACUGGUGACAGGGAAGACCCCAGGGGUGGGGGGACGCCUGGAACCUUUCUCUGGCCUUUUGUAUUUUUAUUUUUGUUCAUCUGCUGCUGUUUACAUUCUGGGGGGUAAGGGGGAGCCCCCUCCCUCCCUUUUCCCCCCUAAGCACAGAGGGGAGAGGGGCCAGGGAAGUGGGCGCCUCCUCCCCUCCCACCCCACCCCAUCGUAGCCCCUCCUGCCCCCCCAUCCAGGGGCUGUGUAUUAUUGUGAGCGAAUAAACAGAGAGACGCUAA